UCGCUAUUCUGAGACAAUUAAUUUUGUAACCCCACAAAAUGAAGUUUAUUGAUGGCAUUGCAGUUUUCUGCAUCAUCUGCGGAAUAGCUGACGCAAAAUGUAUCAUUUCCAAAGAAAACGACAAAGUCGCACCUUGGCCAUCUAAAGUUGUUUGGAUUGGCGACUCUCUCACCGCGUACUGGAUGAACACCGGUCGAGCAGUCUGGGAUCGUCACUAUGCGGCCUUAGAAUCCGUCAAUACUGGAAUAUCCGGGGCCCCAUCGACCCUCAACAUCCAACAAGUUGAGCGAGACGGAAUUCUGGAUGGCCUCAACUCCUCCGUCGUUGUGAUCAUGACUGGAGGCAACGACUUGAAACAGCUCCACUUACCGGGAACCAUCAUUGCAAACGUGACGACGUUAGUCGGUCUCGUUAAGGAGAAACUACCCGCCGCCAACGUCCUGCUCCUCGGUCUCCUCCCAGCUGAUCUACCCGACCUGGUCAUCGAAAUUGGGAAAGUGAUCAAUGCCGGAUACGCAAGAUUGGACAAUGGCAAUGAUAUACGAUUUUUGGAUAUGACGAGACAGUUUGCAGAUGCGAAUGACAGACCUUUGCCAGAACUUUACACCAGCGACGGAGUACAUCUGUCAUCCUUGGGAUAUGACAGAUGGCAGGCGACUAUGAACCCAUUAUUUCAAGAGCUGCUUGGCUAAAAAUUUUGCUACGUUGACAGCCUUAAGAACUAACUAAUCAUAUCUAAAAUGUUUUAAAUAAUUUGAACAACACUUAUCGACCAAAGCAAUGAUUAUUCGUCUAGAAGCUAUUUACAUAAAUUUUCACUCAUUA
Molecule: messenger RNA, 825 nt
Organism: Folsomia candida
Lineage: Eukaryota; Metazoa; Arthropoda; Collembola; Entomobryomorpha; Isotomidae
Exons: 2
Coding region: 39-692 (217 amino acids)
Molecular function (GO): phosphatidylcholine lysophospholipase A1 activity
Source: RefSeq, a predicted model, not a curated record